UGUAUAAAGAGAGAGGCCCAACAGAGAUACACCCUGAUCCAGUAGCUGCAGAUGGGAGUCGAUCAACACCGCCAAGACCCCCACCAAAGAAACGGCGAUUACAGGAGAUUUCAAUCGAAAGUAAUACAGAUGCCACCAGACCCGAUGACAAUGAAAAUGCUCCACCUACAGAAUUCCAUAAAGAUGAAAGUACUCAAACUGAUGAAAACUGGUUUUCCCCACUUGAUCACCUGGUACAUAAUGCAGAGAGUCACAUGGUACAUAGUGCAGAGAGUCAGAAACUUCGAAAACAUUUAGAAGAGACAACAAUGCAAAAUGAUGAAUUGCUUAAGAAAGUACAAGAGCAGAAGACACGAAUAACAGAAUUAGAGAAAAAAUUAGAAGAUGGAGAAAGAUUUGGUUUUAAUAGUGUCUGUAGAAGAGAUGGAAAACUUAAAGAUCUGUUCCAGUAUUACACAGGAUUAAAGCUGUUAAGAUUUCUUGCACUCCUUGAUUUUCUUGCACCAAGUGAUAAUUGCAUUUCUUACAGAAAAAGUAGGAGUGACAUUAGAAGGCUUGCCCUGAAAGAUUGUCUUUUUCUAUGUUUGUGUAGAUUGCGGCAUAAUUUUGGCCUAAAAGACAUAUCCAUGCGAUUUGGACUUUCAUUGCAAUCUUCGAGUGAGAUUUUUAAUGCAUGGAUUGAACACAUGUAUUUCAAAUUUGGACAGUUAAAUAUUUGGCCACACAGGGAUAUAAUAAUUAACAAUAUGCCUGCUGACUACAAAAAGGAAUUUCCCACAAGUCUGAUUAUCAUUGAUGGCACAGAAAUUAAAACACAAUCUCCUUGUGCUAUGGCUCUACAAAGUCAAAUGUACAGUGACUACAAAUCAAGCACUACCUUAAAGUGUCUUAUUGGUUGUGAUCCAUGUGGAUCAUUGAUGUUUGUUUCUGAACUGUUUACUGGGUCUGUAUCAGACAAAGAAAUUACAACAAACAGUGGGUUUUAUGAUUUACUGAAAGCUCUACAUGAAAGAGGUUAUUUACUGGAAGGAGAUGCUGUCAUGGCAGACAAAAGAUUCACCAUUGGGAACGAAUUAGAAAAGCUAGGAUUAAAAUUAAAUAUACCGCCAUUUGCUUCGUCUGGUUCACAGAUGUCCCCAGGAGAUACAGAACUGACACAAAAAAUUGCAAAACAUCGAAUUCACAUUGAAAGAGUAAUUUUCAAAAUAAAAAAAAACUACAGAAUUGUCUUUCAUACAAUCCCAACUUCGCUCUUCCAAAACAUAAGCCAGAUUUGGGCAGUUUGUUGCUUUUUGACAUUGUUUCAAGAUACAUUUGUUAGGGAUAAAUGAAAUUGGAAAACAGAAAGAAAGGUUUUUACCUGAUAUGAUAACAGUGAGCCAACAGGUACUUUCCCAAAAGGUGUAUCUACUGUAGGUCCAUCUUCUGAUAAAAUAUAUCCCAGUGGCGUUCCAUCGAGUUGUCUCAGUUUUUUAACAUCAGAAGACUCAACAAGAGGAAGUCUGAAGUGUAAAUAAUUAGUACAUGUGUUGCAUAACCGUAUGCUAAGCUGUAUACUAACUUAAAAACAAAUAAAACAAACUUUACAACAAUUUAUGAUGCAUUAGCAACUGCUACAUUUUACAGAAAAUAUUGUAAGACCUGUUCUAAAGAUGAUGAUUAUUAUAUCUACCUACAGAUGUAGUAAAACAUUGUUUAUAGGUUCCUUGGAAAUCCCCCCAUUUGCAAUCCAAAUAAAAAUAAUCUAAGUCUAUCUUGCCAGUUUUCCAACUUAUAAGGUGUAGUAUUUACUUGUUAAAAAGGAAUUGUAACAUUGUUGUCAUUACGAUGUAUUCAUAUUGCAGAGGUAUUUAUGUGCAUAAUAAUUUCGUAUUGUUAGCGGCACAAUACUUUUAAAGUAUCAUAUUACAUUCCAGUUAAUUAUUAAAUAUUAAUUUCACAACAACAUGAAAUUAGUUUAUGCAAAAUAUAAUCAAUUCUGUGUUUUAUUAUAUUGAU
Molecule: messenger RNA, 1998 nt
Organism: Gigantopelta aegis
Lineage: Eukaryota; Metazoa; Mollusca; Gastropoda; Neomphalida; Peltospiridae
Exons: 4
Coding region: 255-1331 (358 amino acids)
Source: RefSeq, a predicted model, not a curated record